GUGUUGUGUAGGCGUCUAGCGAGGUUCAAGUUGUUGACAUUGGUCCGAGUGGCGCCAAGACAAGAAGUUUUGGACAGCGGCAAGGUCACAGCAGCAGUAUGGCCAAGGCACGCAUCCAAGAGGCCCGACUGAAGGAGAUCGGCAACGACACCGCCUUCCAGCAGGACACUGAUGACCAAAGUGUUGAGUUAUGGGAACUCAUGAAGGAGAAGGAGAAGCUACAGGCGGAGAUAGAGGCCACCAGUAUGGAGAUCGACGGAUGGGUUCAGGUCCUCAACUGCUCCACUGCCCACGAACUCGACUCCCUCAUUGACUCCUUCUCUGCCGACCCCACCCUCCUGCCGGACUCCUUCACCGUCCACCAGCCCUCAGAAACCACCAACCACCUGCAGGACUACUUCAAAACUAUCACUCGCCUUAAUGCGCAUCGAAUCCUGGACGUCGCCCAGGCCAGCAGCACGGAGGACGGGAACCUCUUCAUUAAGUUUCCCAGCAAGUUGUUCAAAAGACCUGACCAUGAGUGCCUUCUGCUGCUCAAACCGGGGGAAGACCUCACCUACAGUGUGGUGACUCACAGCCUGCCGCCGUCAGUGCCUCUAGACAGCCUGGAGAAGGAGUACCUGAAGAAGCCACAGGGACCAGAUGGCCUGCGGACGUUCAUAGCAGUGGUGGCGCAGUACACAAGGCCAUACUACUCACGCCUGCUCCAGAUUAUGUCAGCUGAGAAUCUGAGUGUGCUGCAGGGAACCGUCAGACACAACAAGGCUGCCACCACACUCAGCUUCAUUUUGGACCUCAAGCUGAAGGAGCACCCAUCGCUGGUUGCUGAGUUUGUGUUGAAGUUUGACCCGCUGGAUGUUCUCCCCCACACUGUCACUGCCACGCCCUUCUCCCUAAAGCAGGAGCAGAUACCCCAAAGGCUGCAAGAGACCCUGGAUGAAGCAGCAGAGAGGAUGAAGACCAAAACCUUCCCCCAGGAGUUGCUGGAGGCUGUCAGGGGGUCAAGGGUUCUGUGUCACCCUCUCCGGGGAACCUUGGGGACACAGAGGACCCUUCGUCACCCCUCUCCUCCCUGGAUGAUCUGUCAGGGCCUCUCUUUGAUUUAGGGGAGUGAGGAUGGGGUGAAGUUUGGAGUGUUGGGGUGUGGUGGUGUGUUUUGGGUGAGUUGAGGUGUGUGUGUGUGUGUUUUUUGGAGUGUUUUGAGUGUGUAAAGAUGUGUGUGUGUGUUUUGGGGUGCUUUUGGGGUGUUUUUUGAGUGUUUUGGGUGGUUUGGGAUGAGAUUCAGGUGUAUGUGUGUGUGUGUGUGUGUGUUUCAGUGUUUGAUCUGGUGCAGUCUC
Molecule: messenger RNA, 1337 nt
Organism: Portunus trituberculatus (swimming crab)
Lineage: Eukaryota; Metazoa; Arthropoda; Malacostraca; Decapoda; Portunidae
Exons: 9
Coding region: 99-1106 (335 amino acids)
Source: RefSeq, a predicted model, not a curated record